AUGCCCGACAUGUCGACGCUUACACACGUCUGUCGUUACGUUGGAGUAGGUGUCGAAAUUGCGUCACGGUAUUUCGGGAUGUAGAAAUGAUGACAAGGAUUGGUAGGCUGUGUGACAUUGAACAUACAGGACACGAAACAGACGAGGUCGUUUAAAGAGCCACACACCGGUUCCAACAUGUCACGUCGCGAAAAACUCUGAGGUUUUUGACGCUAACGGAAAUUCGAGGAGACGUUGCAGCGAAUGAACUGGUUUAUUGCUUUCUGGCUGCUGUGCCAGUAUGCUACAACGUCUCUGCGGUUAUCGGCUAUUAUCCUAGCCUAGCGGCUCGGUGAAGGGAACUACCCUAGAUUCAGAACAGACUGGAGACGUCAUCAACAUUUUCCUGUAUUUAAGUGGUUGCUUAUCGGGAGGUCAUUGCUUGGAAAAGGGAGAUCAUUCGGAUAAAGAAGACGGAGUAAGUCAAAAGUGAGCUUAAGAUUUACUGGGUGUCCUAAAUGGGGGACUACGGGUUUGGAGUUCUGGUGAAGAACGGCAGUGGCAACAAAUCUACUUUCCCUGUAAGGAUCCCUCCUCACCUGCAACCCCAGCACUCUCACCACCCUUCCAACCCCCCCAGCCCCCCUUCCUUUGUAAACAACACCUGCUCUACCAAUGGGGGAAGUGCUUGGCUGUUCCCUGCAGUAACCCCGCACACUAACAUGCAAGAUGAGAUUCUGGAGUCAGAAAAGUCCAAGGCCUUGGACCUCCAGGAUAUGCAGGAGAAAUCUCAGGUCCAGGCCCAGCCUCAGGCCCUGUCUCCAGGCCAGCAGGAGGCCGGUGGAGGCUUAGGAGAGCUUGAGGGAGCUCUACCUGACGACGGCUCCCUGGAGAAGGGUACUUUGGAGAGCAGUGCUGGCAAGGAGAAGCUGAGGAUGGAGUCUCCGGUGCUAAGUGGCUUUGACUACCAGGACACCCUGGGAAUGGGUACAAGCUGUGCACAAUCCACUUCUUCCUCAUCUUCUCUGACCAGCUUCAACAACUGGUCUCCUGCUGUCCCAUCUACCCAGUCUCCUGUGGUUGGGGAAGACGUUGGAGGUUUCUUUGGUCCCGCUGGCUCCAAUGCUAAUGGACCACAUUUGCUGUUCCACAACUUCUCCCACCAUGCUGGCCCUGGCUUUGGAGCAGGAGGUAGUUUCUCCCCACAGAUUGGGCCAGUCUCCCAGCAUCACCCUCCCACACCUCACCCUCAGCACUACCAUCCCCAGGGACAAGGGGUUCCACAGCAGCACAGGCGCUCCCCAGCUAGCCCUCAUCAACCCCAGCCUUCCUUCCCUCCACAUCCCCAUCGCACUGGACCAUUUACACAGCUGCCCCACCUUGCUCCUACCCAGAACAAACCUCCCUCCCCUUGGGGAAGCUACCAGAGCCCCUCCACUCCCACAUCCACCUCGUGGAGCCCAGGUGGGUAUGGUGGCUGGGGAGGUACACAGGGGAUUCGGGAUUACCGACGGGGUGUCGGCGGCGGGAUGUCAGGCCUGAACUCUAUUUCGCCACUGAAGAAGUCCUUCCCUAACAAUCAGGUUCCUUUGCAAAAGUUCCCCAGAAAUAGCUCUGGCAUCAACCACAAGGGCUGGGUGGAGGACAGCAUGAGCCGCAAUGACAGUGUUUAUCCUUUCCAGCAGGAGAGAACACGGUCCUUUGAUGGUUUCAGUAUGCAAUCUCUGGAGAACUCUCUGAUUGACAUUAUGAGGGCUGAGCAGGAUUCCUUAAAAGCAAGAAGUUAUGGGAGAAGACGAGGUCAUUCGUCUUUGUUCCCCAUGGAGGAUGAGCGCUCUUUUGGAGAUGAUGAGUCAGGUGACCAGGGGCUUGCUGGCCUCGGUCCAGGCCACUGCUUUGCAUCCCUUAAUGGUGAACGUGUGGAGCGAUAUUCGCGCAAGGUGUUUGUUGGAGGGCUGCCCCCAGACAUAGAUGAAGAUGAAAUCACUGCCAGUUUCCGUCGGUUUGGUCAUCUUUUCGUGGACUGGCCCCAUAAGGCAGAAAGCAAGUCCUAUUUUCCACCCAAAGGAUAUGCAUUCCUGCUGUUUCAAGAUGAGAGCUCUGUUCAGGCCCUGAUUGAUGCCUGCAUUCAGGAGGAUGGCAAGCUUUACCUGUGUGUCUCCAGCCCCACCAUCAAAGACAAACCAGUCCAGAUCCGGCCCUGGAAUUUAAAUGAUAGUGACUUUGUAAUGGAUGGUUCUCAGCCAUUGGACCCAAGGAAGACUAUCUUUGUAGGAGGUGUCCCUCGUCCCCUGCGUGCAGUUGAGCUUGCCAUGAUCAUGGACCGUCUGUAUGGGGGAGUGUGUUAUGCUGGGAUCGACACAGAUCCUGAACUGAAGUAUCCAAAAGGGGCAGGGCGAGUGGCCUUCUCCAAUCAGCAAAGCUACAUUGCAGCCAUUAGUGCCCGAUUUGUUCAACUGCAGCAUGGGGAGAUUGAUAAACGGGUGGAAGUGAAGCCAUACGUCCUGGAUGACCAGCUGUGCGAUGAGUGCCAGGGGACUCGCUGCGGAGGGAAGUUUGCUCCUUUCUUCUGCGCCAAUGUGACCUGUCUGCAGUACUACUGUGAGUACUGCUGGGCAGCAAUCCACUCCCGGGCCGGCCGCGAGUUCCACAAGCCGCUGGUGAAGGAAGGAGGGGACCGACCACGACACAUCUCCUUCCGCUGGAACUGAGACAAGAGACCUGGGAGGGACUGAGAGAAAGGGGUAGUUAAGGGCGGGGUAUGGGCUAUGAUGAAAAAUAAAUGCACUUUUCUUUUAAGUUGAGGAAAAAAAAUGGUAAUAUUGAUAAUUUAUUUUUAUUUUUUUAUUUUUUUAAACUUGGGCCCACAAAAAGUAAAUGCUAAGAAGAGUGAAAUCCCAUUUAUGUUUUGACUUUCAGUGUGCAUGAGCAUAUGGAUGCAUUAUAUUUGGAUUUGUGUUUCUUGUUGACUUGACUAUAUUUGUUUUCCUUUUUUUUUUUUUUUUUUUUUUUUUUUCAUAUUAGCUGGCAAAGCUGCUUACAUUUGUUGAUGAGAGUAACAUAAAAUUUAAGUGAGGUUCGUCACACCUAAAUCAGUAUACUAACUAUGGGAGUUUAGGAAGGGUGCAUUUUCUUACUUUUUGCUUGCAGGAUUAGAGAACAACUGUACAAUUUACCAAAGGUUUAAUGUAAAUGGUUGAGGUGAACAGUGGUGGAACUCUGUUUCAGAUGGAUGGAUGGAUGAUUGAGUUUUCCAAGCAGCUCAGCGUAUAGCAUCUGGCCACGUCACAAAAGACAAAAAAAAAAAUCUCCCCCUCAGUUCAGUACACAUGUUUAAGAUUGUCAGCAUGAGUUUUCAGGUCUUGGUUUAAAAGUCAACACUUUGUAACCAGAAAGGGCAAACCAAAGAUUGGCCUAAACACAUCACCUAAAACAGUCAUUGAUCUGAGGGUAAUCAGGAUAAUGUUCUCGUACAGUGAAGGAAUGGCUGGAGUUUUGGUUUGUGAGUUUCAGCUAACAAAGACACAGCCCUCAGGGCUCAGGUAUUGGCAGUAGUAUUUACUCACUUUAUAUUGUCAGGGAUAUUAGCACUGGAAGCUAACAUGCUAAUGUAGUACAAACUAAUGGGAAUGCACAGUCCAGUCUCCCUGAGUUGUCCUCAUGGUGUACCACUGCACGCUCUACCGUGACUGGAGCUUCUCUCACAAGUGUUGUGGUUGGAUAUGGUAGUAGCUAGAAUUUGCUGUCACAGAGAUAAAGAUAUUAUUUUAUACAUGGCCUGCUGAUUUUUGUACAGUGUUUUAUAGCUGAUUAUUUUGUCAUGAACAUAUAUACAUUUAUUAUGCACUACUUUUCUAAAUAUUUUUUUCAAUAGUCAUUUUAGGCACAUUUUUCACAGAUGGGAGAACUCCUUUUGCAAUACCUCAUUUUUUUCACUUGGUGAAAAAUAAUUUUGUACCUUUGUUACUAAGAGAUCUGCAUUUAUGGUAAACUUAAUUUAACAAAAAAAGAAUGAUAUUAAUAUAAUUUUCAAUUAGCUUUUAUAUAUUUAAGUGCUGGUAAAUCUGAAAAUUGUCUGGUGCAUUGGUGUGAUUCUGUAGAUUUAAAAAAACAAAACAACAAAAAAUAUAUAAAGCUAUCAUUAGCCAGUCAUAUAUGGAUUCUCCUCUGUCCUAAUAAACAUCAUUACAGGAUCCUAAGGCAUGGCAAGACCUUUCUAAACUGAUUUUGAUAGUCUUGAAAAUGCAUAUAAUCUGAUAUUUUGCUCCUAGGUGUAGUCACUAAGAUUAUCAUUAGGGUAAAUGUUUUGGCUUUGAUCAAUGUGAAAUCUUCCCUUCUAUCACCGGAGUGGAUAUCAGCUGUUUGAAUAUUUAGA
Molecule: messenger RNA, 4354 nt
Organism: Haplochromis burtoni (Burton's mouthbrooder)
Lineage: Eukaryota; Metazoa; Chordata; Actinopteri; Cichliformes; Cichlidae
Product: cytoplasmic polyadenylation element-binding protein 4
Exons: 11
Coding region: 498-2690 (730 amino acids)
Biological process (GO): negative regulation of cytoplasmic translation
Cellular component (GO): neuron projection; synapse; cytoplasm
Molecular function (GO): mRNA regulatory element binding translation repressor activity; mRNA 3'-UTR binding; ribosome binding
Source: RefSeq, a predicted model, not a curated record